ACAGUAAGUAAAUAUACCCAUUACAAUAAAUACAAAGUAUGUAUUGUCUCGGCCUCAUAUACAUGUAGUUACAGUUGUUCUUGAAAAUAACUGCUAUUUUUCCAUUUUGCUUAUCCACACCCCCAAUCUGUGACCCACACAUACAUACAUACUGAGUUUUUUUUGUUUAGGUUUUUUGUAUUUAUGUGGUAGCCUAUACAUAUGUGUUAUGGCUUUACACUCUUUCUCUCUGCCCUCUUGAGGUCUGAACAAACCUGUUUGUCUGCCUGUCUACCACCCGGAAACUGAUCAAAGAGUCAGGGCAUGUAAAAAAGAGAGAGAGAGAGAGAGAGAGAGAGAGAGGAACACAAAUGUCUACAACUAAGCUACUUCCUGUCCUAAGCAUACAGAGCGUACUUUUUUUGGCACCCGUGUUUAGAUUGAUGAUAAACAACAGAAUAAGAUGGACAGCAAAAGUGAAAAGUGAGACCACAUGGGUGCCAGAGAUUGUGAGAGAGUGUGAGUAAGAAGGGGCGGAGAGAGAGUGAAGGGGUGGGAGGUUGCUGGAACAGGCAGCAGAAGGCAUUUUUUCAGAAUAUUUCUCCAUGUUCAAAUUGAUGUUGUCUCCACUGCUGUUAUCAGAAGAAAGAAGCUUGACGGGAUGGGAAUGUAAGACUUUUAUUUCUGCUUGCUCUUUUCUUUCCUUUGCUCCUAAUGGAGAAGAAAAUGUAGAUGUUCUUCAACACCGUUUAGUGUUUGAUGAAACCGGUGGGAGUAUGACAUGGUUUGAGUUGGAUUACGCAACAGAUUUUAAGACGGACUGCAAAAUGGAUCAUUGAUUAAGGGAUCAGCAUGUUAAAAGGACACAAAGUAUCUCAGGAAGUGCCUCCAUAUAUACGCAAAAUGCAGAGUGAGAUACAGAGACUUUGGGGAGCUGCUCACUUGGCUACAUAACUGUUGGACUUAAAGACACGGCCUAGCUAUCACUCCAUGUGCAUCUCUUCGUGUAAGGCCACUGGAUCAGCAGACCUAGGGAGAAGGGCGCCACCUCACAUUCCUAAUGGCAAUGGCUGAAAGUGCAGGGGGUUUAGGCCGAAGCCCUGAACCUGAUCCGUCCAACUCUGCUGCAUCCCAGCCCCCCAGCAGCGCUGACCUUAAACUCCUCAACAAGGUCUUCAAAAGACUAGCCAAACUGAAAAUGCUCUGUACUGACCCACGGCUAGGUCUGAAGAAUAGUCCACCGUACCUACCUGAGUUGGUCUCGGAGACUGCAAAUCUCCUAAUGGAGGUAUGGGCUCCCUAUAAGGGUUCAGUCCCAGCCGUGCCGCGGGAGAAUGAGGGGGAAUACUUGAAGAUCCAUGUCCGACACCUGCUGGACAAGACGGACAGGGCCAUCAUGCUGUUUAAAGAGGGCAAGGACAGGAUGUUUGAGGAAAAGUCUAGCUACAGGAGAAACUUGACUAAACUUACUCUGCUGUUCAGCCACAUGUUAUGGGAGCUACGAGCCAUGUAUCCAGGUGGUCGAUUUCAGGGUGAUGUGUAUAAGCUGACCAAGACAGAGGCACAGGAGUUCUGGAGGAGAGCAUUUGGAUACAAGUGUAUAGUUCAGUGGAGCAACUUUAAGCAGCAGUUGAGACGGGUACACAGCUUUGAAGAGGGAAUGGAGGCCAUGGCCCUAAAGUCGACAGUUGAUCUCACCUGCAACGAUCACAUUUCUAUCUUUGAGUUUGAUAUCUUCACCAGGCUCUUUCAGCCCUGGUCAACACUGCUGAGGAACUGGAAUCAGUUGGCAGUGACUCACCCAGGAUAUAUGGCCUUCCUCACCUAUGACCAGGUCAUAGCCAGACUGGAACACCACAGACAUCGUCCUGGCAGCUAUAUCUUCCGUCUAAGCUGCACACGAAUGGGCCAAUGGGCAAUUGGUCAUGUGACCUUUGAUGGCAGCAUCGUGCAAACUAUUCCAGAGAACACACCUCUCUACCAGGCUCUAAUAAAAGGAUUCAGAGAGGGAUGCUACUUGUACCCAGAUGGGCGUGAUGUGAACCCUGACCUUACCAGCCUGUGUAUGGCACCUCAGAAGGGUCGUGUUAAGGUCACAGAGGAGCAGUAUGAGUUAUACUGUGAAAUUGGCAGCACAUUUCAGCUUUGCAAGAUCUGUACUGAAAGAGACAAGGACACACGCAUCCAACCCUGUGGACAUCUGCUCUGUCAGCCUUGCCUCACCGGCUGGCAGAAGUCAGAUGGACACACCUGCCCUUACUGCCGCUGUGACAUCAGAGGAACAGAGUCCAUCCUUAUAGAGCCAUAUAACCCCACAAGAGACACAUUAACUGGAAGGAGAGAGGAAGAGGAUGAUGAGGAUGAAGACCAUGAAGAUGUGGAACUGGUCAUGAAGAAACUGGCCAUGAUGAAAAGGGCAUCACAGGAGGAGUACCAGGUUCCUACCUCCAGUUUAGGACCUCCUCCACUUCCCCCGAAACACUCCACCCCCUCUCCCUGCCCCUCACCCAGACCUCACGUCAGGCCUUCCAACAGAGGAAUGCAGGCCAAGGGCCACAGUGGCUCAAAAACCGGUAGCAGUGUGACAUCUUCAGAAAACCAGCUAAAUCAAAGUGAAGCAUUCUCCAACAGUGAAGAGUCAUUUUCUAGCCAACCAUCAUCCUUACAGUCAGGCAAGAACACUGCGGUGCCAUGGGUGGGACCUACAACUUCAGCUAAAAAGACGAAAGAGAAAAAAAGGGAGGAGAGAACUAAGGAGGAGAGGAGCGAAUCACACACAUGGUUUCCAACAGGACGACAUAGUCGAAAGGACUCAGAGAGACACUUCUCAUCCUGACAAUGUUGCACAGAGCUGCAGGAUAACAUUAUGGAUAGAAAUGUAAUGAAAGAUUUUAUUAUGUCGCUCGCAUUGUUCAAAUAGUCCGUUCUCAAGAUUAUCAGCCUUGGAAUUACAGCCACAAAAGUAAUUCAUGGCACAAUCAAACUAUACUGAUAAUCACAUUGUGGUUAACUGUCUUCAAGUUUAAAUUCUACCUCACUCAUACUAAGAGUAGAAAUACUGUAAAGUGCUGUAUACUGUAUAAUCCAGAAUGUAACAUUGUGAUCUAGGAAUAUAAUUAUAAUAAUUGAAUCAACAUUUAUGUUACAGAACAGACAGCUCAGACAGAAAGUCAGAUUGCAGAUUUGUUGGUAUUAUUUAGCGAGUAAAACAAAACGUGAAAAUUUGCAGAUCAACUCUUGAUAAUACACAUUUAUAGCAUUGCCUUAAACAGCAUAUUUACUAUGUAUAUCAGAUAGUUUGAUUGAGAACGGCUAAUAAUGGACACCCAAUAAUACUUGUAAUAGGUAACAAUUCUAGAAAAUUCUAGAGAUCUCAAUAAAUUGCACAUUAUCAAUCUCAGACACUCACCUGUCUGGUCAUGUAUGAAAUAUCAACCUAGUUUUUAGACAGGUUUUCUGUACUAAAUUCAGUCAGUAGGGAUGAAUGUGUUUAAGACUGUACUCACUGACACAAAAGAGGUGUGAAUUGGGGAGUUUAUUCUUGAAUACCAAUUGUAGUUUGUCAGUUAUUUUUUAAUGAGUGAGGGGAAAGUGCCCUACAGAGCUGAGCACAAAGAAGGAAAGGGCUCCAGUAGUGAUGUAGGAUGCCUGAUGAACAACACGGACAAAGGGCAGUGGAAUAUUGAUAGAAACUCUAAGGGUUGGCUGCCAUGACGUCUCUGAUCCAGUACAGGAACUCGCACACCU
Colossoma macropomum (tambaqui) is the source of this 3726-nucleotide messenger RNA. It is a transcript of the gene cblc, whose product is annotated as Cbl proto-oncogene C, E3 ubiquitin protein ligase. Gene Ontology annotation, cellular component: membrane raft; plasma membrane. Gene Ontology annotation, biological process: negative regulation of epidermal growth factor-activated receptor activity; cell surface receptor signaling pathway. Gene Ontology annotation, molecular function: ubiquitin protein ligase activity; receptor tyrosine kinase binding; calcium ion binding. The record is from RefSeq and is a predicted model, not a curated record. The coding region runs from base 1040 to 2815 and encodes 591 amino acids. NCBI's taxonomy places the organism in Eukaryota, Metazoa, Chordata, Actinopteri, Characiformes, Serrasalmidae. The transcript has 15 exons.